Messenger RNA from Electrophorus electricus (electric eel), 4240 nucleotides. It is a transcript of the gene grin3ba, whose product is annotated as glutamate receptor, ionotropic, N-methyl-D-aspartate 3Ba. Gene Ontology annotation, molecular function: signaling receptor activity; ligand-gated monoatomic ion channel activity. The record is from RefSeq and is a predicted model, not a curated record. Lineage: Eukaryota; Metazoa; Chordata; Actinopteri; Gymnotiformes; Gymnotidae. Gene Ontology annotation, biological process: monoatomic ion transport. Gene Ontology annotation, cellular component: membrane.
UCUCUCUCCGGCACGCUGCUCUGCUCGCCACCGCCGCUGAGCGUGCACGUUAUGCGUACACUUAUUGCAGUUUAACCAGCUCUACAUCGGCGUGAACAAAUAAAAGCGCUUCAGGAGAAGAAAACUGGACAACAGGAGAGCGAUGCCAUCUUCUGACGAACCCUCAGUACAGUUUCGAAAGGAGCAGAAUGAAUUUAAUGCUCUCCAGAUUAUUGGCAUACCUUUACAUCGGGCUCCAAGUCGCUCUCCAUACGUUUAUUUACCCCUGUCAUCUUCAUCCCCAACCCUGUCACAUCUUGGCACGUAUUGGCCAUACCGUGCGCUUGGGCGCGCUUCUGCCAACUCGUCAGCCAUCCAGGAUACAGGCUGCCCUGAACCGCGCCCUCGUCCACCUCCGGCAAAGUGGGAACAACUUCUUGCCUUAUAAUUUGAGCCUGGAAGUGUUGUCGCGAGAGCCGCUGAAUGGGGACCCAGAGUCCAUGUUCAGGUGCGUUUGUCAGGAUAUCGUUGUUCGAGGAGUUUCCGCCGUGCUUGCUUUCCCUCAAACCCACGAAGAGCUCGUCCAAGUGGAGUUUAUGUCAUCGUUUUUGGAAAUACCUUUUAUCAGUAUCAUUGAACAAGGUGAACCACUUAGAACACAGAACCGCUUCCACCUGCAGAUGACAACCCAUGUUCCACCAUCAGGCCUGGCACAGCUGCUGUUAGCUGUGCUGGUGAAGGGAGGAUGGCAGGGGGGCACCGCGGUCUUCUGCCCCAGCAGGGGGGAAACCGCAAUCCUAGAACAGCUGCAGCAUCAGGGCCGGCUGGGUGUGGACGGAGCACACUGGCACCUCUGGGAAACCCUCAACCUCUUCCACCAGAACAGGGCAGUAGCAAGCCCAGAGGAAGAGGAGCAGGAGGGUGGGUUAGAAGAGGUGACAGAGCUCCUCUCUCAGCUCCUGAGCCGUAGCCCCUCAUCCCUAGCCUCAAACGUGCUCCUGUUCGGGUCGGACCCGGAGUGUGUGGCCAAAGUGCUGCAGGGGGCCGUCCGGCUGGGCCUCACCUUGCCCCUUGCCCGCUGGACGAUGGGCUUUCCCCUGAGCCUGGAUGCCCUGCAUUCCAUCGGCUCCCCGCUGGGGCUGCUUGCCUACGGCGAGGUCAACCGUAAGCCUCUCAACUUCUACAUCCGCGACUCCCUGCAGCUCAUCGGCAGAGCCGUGUUCGCCGCCACCAUGGUGAGGCCAGACCUGGCACUCAUCCAGAACAUGGUCAACUGCUUCGACAAGCCCAACAAACAUGAGGUGCCCUCCUCUGGACAGUACCUGGCCAGGUUCCUGUCCAACACAUCAUUUGAGGGACUGACAGGGCACAUGCAGGUGCAACAGUCCCACUCCCGCAUUCUCACCUCUCAUCGCUUCCAUGUGUGGAGCCUGCAGCGUGACGCCCUGGGCCAGCCCAGCUGGGUGACAGUGGGCAGCUGGCAGGCCGGGCAGCUCGAGGUGGAAGAGCAGGGCCUGUGGCCCACCGCGAGUCAACAGGUGGAAGACGAGAGCCCGGGGAUCCAACCAGGUGGGCGAUGGCAGGCAGGACUACCCGUGGCGGGGAGCCGGCUCCGUGUGGUGACCCUGGUGGAGCAUCCGUUCGUGUUCACGCGGGAGGUGGAUGACGAUGGCCAGUGUCCAGCUGGCCAGUUGUGUCUGGACCCCCACACCAACAGCUCGGAUGUCCUCGACCAGAUGUUCAAUGAGCUGGAGCAGACUAACAGCAGCUCGCUGCCGGCCGACGUCCGGAAGUGCUGCUACGGCUACUGCAUCGACCUGCUGGAGAAGCUAGCAGAGGACCUGCUGUUCGACUUUGACCUCUACAUCGUGGGCGAUGGCAAGUAUGGUGCGCGGAAGGGCGGCCGCUGGACGGGCCUGGUAGGCGACCUACUAAGCGGCACCGCCGACAUGGCCGUCACCAGCUUUAGCAUUAACACGGCACGCAGCAAGGUGAUGGACUUCACCAGCCCCUUCUUCUCCACCAGCCUGGGCAUCCUGGUGCGGAGCAAGGACACUGCUGCACCCAUCGGCGCAUUCAUGUGGCCCCUGCACUGGUCCAUGUGGGUUGGUAUCUUCGUUGCGCUCCACCUCACCGCCCUCUUCCUCACACUCUACGAGUGGAACAGCCCAUUUGGCAUGACGCCGCACGGGCGGAACCGCGUCCGCGUCUUCUCCUACUCCUCCGCCCUCAACCUCUGCUAUGCCAUCCUGUUCGGCCGAACGGUCGCCAGCAAAACCCCCAAGUGUUGGACAGGGCGAUUCCUGAUGAACCUCUGGGCUAUUUUCUGCCUGCUAGUACUGUCCAGCUACACUGCCAAUUUAGCUGCAGUCAUGGUGGGAGAGAAAACAUUUGAAGAGGUUUCUGGAAUUCAUGAUGCCAAGCUCCACCAUCCAUCCAUGGGCUUCCGUUUCGGCACGGUUCGCGAGAGCAGUGCCGAGGACUACAUGAAGAAAAGCUUCCCAGAGAUGCAUGAGUACAUGAGACGCUUCAACAAGCCUACCACACCAGACGGGAUUGCUACACUUAAGACAGAUCCUGCUCAGCUGGAUGCCUUUAUCAUGGAUAAGGCCCUGCUGGACUAUGAGGUUUCUAUAGACGCCGACUGCAAGCUGCUGACCAUAGGCAAGCCCUUCGCCAUUGAAGGUUAUGGGAUUGGAUUACCCCCGAACUCUCCUCUAACCCGUAAUGUGUCUGAGUAUGUCAGCCGCUACAAAUCAGAUGGCUAUAUGGACAUGCUGCAUGACAAGUGGUACAAAGUGGUUCCAUGCGGGAAACGAGUCUUUGCUGUUACAGAGACAUUGCAGAUGGGUAUCCAGCACUUCUCGGGUCUCUUCGUGCUGCUGUGUGUGGGCGUGACAGGGGCUUUGCUCACUCUGCUUGGGGAACAUGCCUUCUACCGUUUCAUCCUGCCUCACCUCAGACACUGGCAGAGGUUCCAGUACUGGCUCCACACCAGCCAGAAAAUCCAUCGGGCGCUAAACAUGUCCUGUGAUGAGGAGAGUAAACUGGAAGCAGUCGGCACAUCCAGAAGCCACUCCCUGUGUCUCUCUGACAGCUGUGACAUCCACCGCCUGCCCCCAGCAGACCUCCACACCUCUCUUCCUCCACCCUCCAGCUCUACCUCCAGCUCCUGUUCCACCUCCACCUCCUCCACCAAGUGGAACAAUGAAAGCACCAUGGUUGGCCGUGAGCCCAAGGACGGCAGCCACAAGCGUGUCCACUUCAACCUGGAGACACUCAACAGCUACCGUCUACAGGCUCCACCUACAGGGCCCGACCGGAGCAGGAGGGGUCUGGUGGGCAGUCCCCCGACGCAACUGUGCGCCAAUGGGGGCCCGUCUUUGGGACUCAGCCUGGUGCUGUCGCCUCCGGCCUGCUCCUCGGGUAGCACCUCCCUGUGGGAAGCGGAGCUCCAGGAGCUUCAGGGGAGAAUUGAGGAGUUCCGUGGCAAGCUCAGGGCUGCCCUGGCCCGUAGGGCGGAGCUCCAGAGAAUCCUGGAGAAAGAGAGGCGGGGCCAGGCAGAGGGCCAGUGGCGAAGCUUCCCCGACACCAUCCCCACCUCUUCCACCACCUCCACUGCUGUAGCCAAAGACAUCAACAGGAGGUGAUAAGCCCAGGCAGUAAAGGGAGGGAGUCACAUGGCCUACUACUUACUGGAGGUCCUGAUAGGUGAAACUGUCAGUCCCUGUCACGUUUGGAGCUCCAAGCGGUACAGAAAUAAGUAGCUCUACUGUGUGGAUCAACUCUAGCUGUGGAUGUGUGCAUUUUAAGCUGGAACAGACUGUCCCAGCUGUCCUUGCUGUAGUCUUUGCACCUGAACUCUGUGCUCCCAUGAGGAGAAACACUUUUAAAACUAAAGCUGCCAGAGAGAUCUCCACCUACAUCUGGCCAACUUCAAAACCUCCUUUCUCGUUUUUGUAAAUAAAGGAAUUGGAUCCACACAGGUCACAUAGAGGUCACCAUAUGUCCACUGUAACAGACAGCUUUCCAAAUCCUAGCCAAGCCUCUUCAUGUCUUGUGAUGGUGUCAUUUUUUUACUCACUUAAAUUUGUAAGGUGUAAGGUUUGCUUGUCUAUAGAAAAAUGUAAGUGGUAAUUUAGUAUGGCCCUGUUGGAAGCACCUGGUCCACUGCUUUCAGUAGCCACCUAUAUUACAUUAUAUUAAGUAAACAUUACUAAGUCUUGUUAAUACAUUUUCAAAUAAACAUUAUUUCUACUUG